AUGAGUUUCGCUUUCGGCCAGGCCCAGUUCAUUGCAUCUCUGCUUGAGUCGCUCCUAGAAACUAUCAUAGGCGCUACCUGUCAGGAAGAUGUGAAUGAGUGUGAGAGGACGCCUUGCAUGCCUGGAGUCCAGUGUUUCAACAUCUUCGGCUCCUACAGGUGUGGAGGCUGCCCCCACGGCAUGCUGAGAGAUGGGACCACCUGCACAGCACCUGUACGAUCGAUCCUCAAUGUCCCCAGCAUUGGACCCACCACUGUCCCUACCACCACUACCACCACCACUACCACCUCUAAGACCUCACCCAAKAACAGACCAGACCAACACAAUCAACCCAGGAUGGACUCUGGCAGACCUGGAAUCCCACCGACCAAUAAGCCUGGACUCACAAAACCAACAUGCCUGGACUUCCAGAGACCAACAGGGCAGCUGCCAAGGCCCCAGCAAAAACUGGCAAGCCUAGAGCUAUCAUCCCAUGCAGGGAACAACAACAAUGUGACAGAUGCGUGUGCCAGCCGACCGUGCUUCCUGGGGGUCCAGUGCAUCGACCGACGUCCACGCUACGCGGGCUACGUCUGCGGGCGCUGCCCACCGCCCCUCAAUGGCAACGGACGCACCUGCAUCAAAACCGCUCGAGGUAACCCUCACCUGACCCAGCAGCAGCUGACACUAGCCAAGAGCAGKAAACCCUACCACCACAGCAACAGUAAAGUGUCCCAACUCCACCUUCCCACCUUGCCCCCCAGGCACACAAUGAAACGUCUCUCCUCCCUCUCCUCGCCAGUCUCCAGGGGAGCCUAUCAGAGCCCCCCGCACCCUCCCCUCUCACCCGCCCGAGGGCCAAUCACUGGGUGGAGAGAGGCGGCCACGCCCCAAUUUCCUAGACACACCCCUAUGUCACCUGAAGGUUCCCACAGCCUUACCACAGGCAGUCAUCAUUCCAUCAGUGCCUUCACUAGGACUCGUGCCAAAACAGGUACCAAUGCCAGCGCUACCACACUCAAGGUGACAACCAGAGAGUCUGCAGCUGUCGUGCGGAGUGCCACCACUUCCAAGGUGACUCCUCCAUACUCCAAGGUUACACCAACCCAAUCCAAGGMGACUCCACCCCAUUCUUCAGCCAACACAGAGUCCAGGCAGACAAGCCAGGGGAAGCUCAUAGAUGUGGUAGUGGUGCCCACCUGGACCAAGCCCUGGACCCUCCCUAAAGCUGUGGCCCRGCUGACCGCAGCCCUAUCCUCCCUUACCUACUCCCUUUCCGAGUCCGAGUUCUCCGCCGACGGAGCACUGACGGGGCCUGGCURGAACCCCUCUGACCUACCUGACCACCACCAGGAACCCCUGCUCUCCCUCACCCUCACCACCUCUGUCCGAAAGUACCACCACACCCCCCUUACUCCCCCCUCCACAGGGCCACGUCUCCCCACUUCCACCGUGGGACCAGGAUCAGUGAUAGUGUGGCAGUGGAGCGGGAGUGGCCUCUGACCUGAGCUGACAUGCCCUGUUUCCCAGGGGUCCCCUGUGAACCCACCAGGGACGGGGGUUUCCACUGUGGAAGGUGUCCCCUGGGAUACACCGGAGACAGACAAACAUGCAGAGCUGUGUGCAGGCAUGCGUGUGGCAGGAACAUGGAGUGUGCCGCUCCCAACACAUGCCGCUGUAAACCAGGCUUCGCCGG
Messenger RNA from Salvelinus sp. IW2-2015, 1675 nucleotides. RefSeq names its product mucin-6-like. The transcript has 6 exons. Gene Ontology annotation, molecular function: calcium ion binding. NCBI's taxonomy places the organism in Eukaryota, Metazoa, Chordata, Actinopteri, Salmoniformes, Salmonidae. The coding region runs from base 1 to 1482 and encodes 493 amino acids. The record is from RefSeq and is a predicted model, not a curated record.